AUGUCAUUGGAAAAUCUAGCCAACAUUUCUCCUUGGUCACUCUCGCCUUCAUCCUUUCUGUUCUCACUUUGUACGCUUGCUUCUCUCUCACCUUCUCUCUCCCUCUCUUCCCCUCUCUCUCUCACCACCUCCCUCUCUUCCCUCUCUCUCUCUCACCUCCUCUCCCCUCUCUUCCCCCUCUCUCUCCCCUCCUCUCUCCCCUCUCUUCCCCCUCUCUUUCCUCCUCUCCUCUUCCCCUCUCUUUCACCUCCUCUCUCCCCUCUCCCCUCUCUCUUACCUCCUCUCUCCCUCUCUUCCUCCUCUCUUUUUCCUCCUCUCCCACUUCCCCUCUCUUUUUCACCUCCUCUCUCCCUCUUCCCCUCUCUCUCCCACCUCCUCUCUCCCUCUCUUGCCAUCGCUCUCACCUCCUCUCUCCCUCUCUUCCCCUCUCUCUCUAUCCCCUCCUCUCUCCCUCUCUUCCCCUCUCUCUCAACUCCUCUCUCCCUCUUCCCUCUCUCUCACAUCCUCUCUCCCUCUCUUCCCCUCUCUCUUACCUCCUCUCUUCCCCUCUCUCUCUCACCUUCUCUCUCCCUCUCUUCCCCUAUCUCUCUCACCUCCACUCUCCCUCUCAUCCCCUCUCUCUUUAUCUCUUUCACACUCAUUACAAACUUUCGUUCUCUCUCUAUUUUACAGCCGUUACAUAAAACAUUUCUUCCUUUUCCUGUCUGCAUAUGA
This is a messenger RNA of Acanthosepion pharaonis, 714 nucleotides long. The record is from the annotation of a GenBank genome assembly. NCBI's taxonomy places the organism in Eukaryota, Metazoa, Mollusca, Cephalopoda, Sepiida, Sepiidae.